Messenger RNA from Suncus etruscus (white-toothed pygmy shrew), 1947 nucleotides. It is a transcript of the gene CCDC81, whose product is annotated as coiled-coil domain containing 81. The transcript has 15 exons. Gene Ontology annotation, cellular component: centrosome. The record is from RefSeq and is a predicted model, not a curated record. NCBI's taxonomy places the organism in Eukaryota, Metazoa, Chordata, Mammalia, Eulipotyphla, Soricidae. The coding region runs from base 1 to 1947 and encodes 648 amino acids.
AUGAAUAUCCUGAACACACUUUACCCUUUACCAAAUAUGAGCAAGCGGGUUUUGCCUGUCCUGCCCACGCUGAGUCAGGAAGAUGUCUCUACCAUCUGGGAACUUGUAUCAGAUUUUGUUCAACAACAGUUAUCACUCUCAAAGGGAGUUCAAAUCCCAGAUCUUGGAAUAUUUACUUUUUCAAGACAACAACUGGAAAUAGGAAACAACAAAUUUAUGGUAGCCAAAAGACCCUUGUUUUUUCUAUCAGAGAAAUUAGUACAAAAACAUGGGCUUAAGCAGAACAAAAUAUAUGUUGCUGGUGAUAUCCCAGUUGUCCCACUAACCUUUGUUAAGAUAACGUUACAGAGCCCUUUCAACAAGGAUAUAGUAGAAGGCUGCAUAAAAGAGACGCUGCAACUUUUAUCACGAUCCCUUUCUAUGCAAAAACACAUCAAGUUCACUUUUAAGGGAAUUGGUAUCCUUACUAUAAAAGAUGACAAAGUGAAGAUGAAAUUUUUUAAGGAAUUUCUUUAUGGCAUGGAUGACAGUGGAUCUUUGGUGAAGACCCUAGUAAAUAGGCCUUAUACUAUGGACUCAGUAGUUUCUAUCUCAGAGACCUCUAACAUGCGUCCCAUCAGUGUACUUUCCUUUCCAAGAGUUGACUUGAAGGAGGAUGAGAAAAAAUUACCUAUGGAAACUAAUACUGAAAAAGAUGAACAGAGUAGACUAAGCACAGCAGUAAACAAAAAGUCAGACAACAAUGGUGUCAGAGCCAUGGUCUCACCAAAGGAAGCAGAAGAAAAAGUUAAGUCUACAGCCAAUGGUAUCACCUCGAGUAUAUUGGAGCAGAAAGAAUCUGAGGCAAAGGAAUUAAACAAACAAAGAGACACAUCUCCAGAUUAUUUGAAGAAAAAGAAGCCUGAAAGUUCCAAACCUCUUUCUUGUCAGAAUCAUAAUAAGGCAGGACAGGAACUGUGCUAUGUCUGCCUGCAACGAGAACAACGAAAUAUCCCACGAAGUGAUAGGGAGGAGAAGAGAAAGCAAGAGAUCAAAGAGGAAAGUUUCCUACAUCAGUGCCAAAUGUUGACAGAAAAGAAGUCCUUACUCAGACAAAAGGUUAAGUGCUUAGCUACAAGAGAACAAAAUCAAAAAAAUGCUGCUUUUAAUCUUGGUGUGGCUGAUGCUAUAAGGAUUCACAGGAAUACAAAGCAGGAGUUCUCUAAUAUGUUCUUGUUCGAUAAAAGACCAGAAAGUACUGAUGUCAAUAUUGCAAAACAGAAGAAUUAUACCCAAAGUCUGCUACAACAAAUAAAAACCAAACAUGAAAACUUAAUGAAGGAAAAACAAAACCAAGAACUGAUAGAUGCUCUAGAGAAAGAGUGGAACAGAGAGGAGGCUAUUGCACAAAGAGAGAAAUAUCUGAAAGAUAAGAAUAAAGAGAGAGUCUCUUUUAAGAGAGAAUUGGAUUUUCAGAUAAAGAAUUAUAAGCCUUUUAGGCUGCCUGCUUCAGUGCCAGACUCUAUAGAGCCUAUUUUUGGUAAGCAGGAUGAUCAUGCACUGCUAUUAAGUCACCAGAAAGAUCUGGAAUGCCGAAAGGACCAGUUGGAGAGAGCAGCUUCCAAGCAGAGGAGGAGAAUCAUAGAGGGACUGAAGAACCAACAACAAGAUAUACAAACACUGAAGAAUAUUAGGAAAGAGUUCUUGGAAGAAAGUCUUGCUGAUGCUGAUAGAAUGAAAAGCAUAAAUGAAGAAUUAUUGGACCACUGGGGAAAGUGUGCGCAGGAGAAAAGACAGCGUGAUAAAGAAGAAAAGGCUUUUGUCAGUUCUUCCGACAAUAUCUUUAUUUUGGACCAAUGUGAUAAGUACGAGCGCUGCAAACAGUGCAAAAGAAGCAUCUGCAACAAUGGAAAGACCAAUAUGUGGCCCAUCAACAAAUUUAUGACAGGCUCCCGUGUGUAUAUGUAA